AAAUUAUACUACUAUACUUUAUAAAAUAACCAGCCUAAUUGAUACUGAUUAGGUUGAAUCUCUAGCUUAAAGUCUUAUUUAAGAGGAAGACAUAAAUUAGGAUUUAAAUCAAUUAGAAUAAAAGUAUCUAGAUUUGGAAUUUUAAAAUAGCACGACAAAUUUUUAAGAAAUAAUUAAGUUAGAAUAUCCAAUCAGUUUAUUAUCUAAUCUGUAAAAACUAAUAAUCAAAUGAGAUGGAGGAAAAUCAAAAACUAUGAAAAUAGAAUAUAAGAAAUGAAGUAAAAAGAGAUGAUCAUGAAUGUAUUGAAUCAAUUACUUUUCUCCGAAAUACUAUUAUUAAAUAAGAUAAAAUUACUCACUAGAAUAUAAUCUCAUAAUAAACUAUCACAGAUUAAAUAUUAGAAGAAUUUGCUAAAUAAUUUAAGAAAACUUUGGUUUCUUUUGAUACUUAUUAAUUUGAAAAUUACAUUUAAUAGAUAUUUUAUCCUAAAUCUAAACCUCUAAAUAAAUAGAAUCAAAUCAAAUCAGUAAAUUAAUCUAUGUUAUCUCAAGAAGGUAUUGUAUCAGUUAAAUAAAUUAAAAAAAUAACGAUUUAAAAUUAAUUUUAAUCCUAAUAUAUUGCAAAUUCUCUAAAAGUAGUAAAAUAAUGCUUUUAUGAAUACAAUUCAUUUAAUCAAUUAUUCUAAUUAGAUGACAAAGAUAGUAUUAAAAUAUUGGCAAAAGGUUUAAAUGAAAAAGUUUUUGCUUCCAAUGGUGAAGAUAAAGUGAUAAAAAUAUGGGAAAAGUAUUUUCUUGAAACUGAAAGAGCUUUUCAAAUUGUACUUAAAUUUGAUCUAGAGUAAUAAGUUAGUUAAGUAUAAUGUUUAACUGUAUGUGAAGGAAUUUAAAUAUCAAAAUAAAAAACACUAAAUUUGUAAUCUUUAUUAUUUAAUAUAAUUAGAAUUUAAUUGGAUCUAUUGAAACAGCUAGCCUUGAUUUGAUGGUAAAUUAUUUUAUAAUUUAAAUAAAAAGCUUUUUCAUCUUCUCAUUUGCUCUAAUACUGUUCGAGUUUGGAAUUAUGAUUAUGGAUAAUAGUAUUUACAAUAUAAUCCUUACCUCAAAGACUCAUCUAAUUUCAAUCAGGAGUUAUAGUCAUUUAAUAUCUGACACAAAGGUAAGAAUUUAUGAUUACAGAAUUAAAACACUUCUGCAUGAAAUAAAUAGUAAAUGAUUAAUACUAUAUGAUUUAGAUUUAAAAAGAAAUGUAGCCACA
Messenger RNA from Paramecium sonneborni, 1252 nucleotides. The record is from the annotation of a GenBank genome assembly. NCBI's taxonomy places the organism in Eukaryota, Ciliophora, Oligohymenophorea, Peniculida, Parameciidae.